Molecule: messenger RNA, 453 nt
Organism: Knipowitschia caucasica
Lineage: Eukaryota; Metazoa; Chordata; Actinopteri; Gobiiformes; Gobiidae
Source: the annotation of a GenBank genome assembly
AUGCCACUCAACGCUCUCCCCCGCGGAGGUAGAAGCAGCAUGGCCGGGUUGGGGUUGAUGGGAGUCGGUUCAGGUGUCGGUAGUGGUCCUGGAUCCCUGAGUCCUGCCUCCCUGUCCCGUAGUCUGUCCCGGCUGAGGGAGUACCGCACACGCACUCGGAUCAUGCUGGCUCUUGGAGUGUCUCAAAUGGUUUUGGGCAGUCUGAUCUUGGCUGUCAGCUUCGCAGCGCUGGCCCUGACCACGUCCCCCCGCGUCCGCCACUCCUGUCCCUUCUGGGCUGGGUUUUCGUGUCAGUGGGACGUCCCGGAGGAGAUCUGCCUGAUGAGCUGCUUUGUGGGAGCUUCGUCAGGUCGCUGUGAAGAGAAGGCGUCAUUAAACUAUUCCACAGAGGAAAAGGCAGGAGUCAGAGCCCACACGCAGAGCUUUGGUGUGUUUCUGCUAGAGGUGCUGUAG